Messenger RNA from Leguminivora glycinivorella, 1260 nucleotides. Its product is annotated as lamin-A-like. The transcript is spliced from 6 exons. Lineage: Eukaryota; Metazoa; Arthropoda; Insecta; Lepidoptera; Tortricidae. The record is from RefSeq and is a predicted model, not a curated record. Bases 17 to 1003 code for a protein of 328 amino acids.
AUUCAAUGCAUGUUAAAUGAUGGAUCUUAAACAAGAGACUAUUUCAUCCAACGAUCGUCUACAAAACAUUUUACAAAGUUUAUCGAAAUGUAAAAUUGAAUUUAAUAACGAGAAAGAAGAAAUUAAAAGGCUACGAGAAAAUAACGUGAAACUGGAAUUAGAGCUAAAAGAAUCACGUGAAACAGAAAAAUCACACCGUUGCCAUUUAGCGACUUCGCGAGAAAUGAUAGGAAAUCUCCAGGAGACUGUUUCGCAACUUGUAUAUCUCAAAAGGGACAUCAAGAAGUUGAAUGAUGAUAUUGCAUCUAAAGAUGCUAUCAUAUUGGGACUAGAAAAAGACAAAGAAAGUAUUAUACAGAAGCACAACGCAACCAUCCAAGAGUUACGUACGUCGCAUGAGAAACACAUCGAGGGACUAACAAUAGCUAAUGAAAGAAAAAUUCAGCAGAUCCAGCAAGACUUCGAUACUUCCGCUGCGCAAAUGUCUUGCGCCCUCGAAGAGUUGCGAGCCAAGAACAGGGACCAAGAAGCAUCUUAUAAGGACAAGAUGAACGAAGUGGUAUUAGAAUACGAAGAGAAAAUCCAACGCAGCGCUGCACUAGUGGCGCAAUUACAGGAGCAGCUGUCGCGACAAGCAGCUCGGACUGAUGCCAACAUCGACGCGUAUCGAAGGCGACUUGAGGAAUUAGAGGAGAAACUUAAACAGAGUCAGUUUAAGAACUAUUUAGCGCAGAGUUCAUAUCCUUCAGAAUCUCAAGUUGAAAGACCAUAUUCUAUGGAUAGAGAUAUUAGAGAUCCAUAUGACCAGUGCUCAGUAGAUUUGAGCCCAGUACUCGAAGUUCCGAAGAAAGUUACUGCGACUCAGAAAACUAAAGCCAAUACUUUGCAAGUGACCUAUUAUGGGAAUAAGACUCCAAGUGUGCAGCGAAAUGAGAAGAAAGGACAAUUUAAUAUAACGAAGAAAAGGAAGCUCUACAAUGAUAAAGAAUUUCUAGAUUUAUAAUUUAAUGCUCGCAUGAUUAGGUCAGAUGUGGUUUGUGGUUGUGAGAAGCACGUUUUUUAAUAGAGGAAACUAAGUGAUCCUUCCUUUACCAAAUUGGAAAAGUGCGCUCACAACGGAUAGGAAUCCGUUUCCAUCUUUUUAUAUGUAAGUACCUAGGUACACAUUAUUGUACAACCCAACUGACACUUAUUAUAUUAUUUCUUUGCUUGGACUGUUUCAUAAAAUACGUUGUAAGUUACAUUGUUUAAUAAAGAAUG